This is a messenger RNA of Linepithema humile (Argentine ant), 982 nucleotides long. The record is from RefSeq and is a predicted model, not a curated record. NCBI's taxonomy places the organism in Eukaryota, Metazoa, Arthropoda, Insecta, Hymenoptera, Formicidae.
ACUUGCCGUUUCAAAUCACUGUCGUCCAACAGUCUGACUAGUAAACGGAAACAAGACACAUUACUUCGACACAAAAUCUCUUAUUAAUAUAUUGUUUGUUUAACUUAAAUUAAAUUCAUGACUAAAGCACAAGUCGUUUUCCUUUAAAAAGUCGUAAUUGAUCUUUUCAAGUAUAUUUGAUACACAAAAUCGUGCAGUAAUGUGACAUUCAGACUUUGCUGUGAUAAUAUAAACAAGUUGAUAAGUUAUAGUGUGUGUGUGUGUGUUUUUAUUUUAUUAUAUUAUUUUAUCAAUAUCGUUUUUGAUAAUUGUUCGAUUUUUAAAUGGCGCAUAUAAUCUGUUCACAAUGAAAGAAACGACGAUAACCGUAUUGAUGUUUACUUUUCUCGCGUGUCAAGUGUUACACAUUUUUGGAAAAGUGAUUGUAUUGCGCGGUGCGCCAGAAUCAAACUCACAAUUAAGAACAUUAAUAUGUCUCUCAGAAGAUGAUGGCAGCGCUCUUGUAUGGAAUCAUUUAAUAUGGAAUGCAGAAUCUGUAAAACCUAAUAUACUGGCUUUUAGCAAAAAUGCAUUUAAUAAUAAUAAAAUAGACUGCAAAAUGAACGAUUCCGAAGGUUGUUUAAAAUUAUGGUCAAGCAAAAACUGGACUAUUACAAAUUCCUUUGCAACGCCUAUGGCCCUAGUAUUUGAUCAACGAUGGGAAGAAUUUAAAGAAUAUGAAUUUAGUUCUCAGUAUGAACAUGUUGGCUCUAUACAAACUUCUGCAGUACUUUCGUUUUCGAUCCGUGCACAAACAGAUCUACAUAUAUUGUUUUGCAAAGACAAAUACUAUAAGGAAAAUCUUUGCUAUUGGGUCAUAAUAGGCGGUUGGGGCAAUACAAGAUCUGCCAUCCGAAAAUGUUCACAAGGAUUGGAUUUUCUGAAAGAUACUCGCAGAUCAUGGCCAGUUCCACCAUGUGCAGAUAUAUUAUCUCAAAUUAAU